Molecule: messenger RNA, 1686 nt
Organism: Sporothrix schenckii 1099-18
Lineage: Eukaryota; Fungi; Ascomycota; Sordariomycetes; Ophiostomatales; Ophiostomataceae
Exons: 1
Coding region: 1-1686 (561 amino acids)
Molecular function (GO): NADP binding; N,N-dimethylaniline monooxygenase activity; flavin adenine dinucleotide binding
Source: RefSeq, a predicted model, not a curated record
AUGACAACUCCCAGAUUUGCUGUCCGCAGCGUGGCCAUUAUCGGCGCCGGGUCAAGCGGCCUGACGGCGGCCCGAUACAUCCAAGAACAGGGCGUUUACGACCGUGUUGUGGUGUACGAGCAGCGAUCCGAAGUGGGCGGAAUAUGGAACUACAGCUCGCGGCCAACGGACGAGGAACACAUCCCGCAGGAAUCGCCAUACUUCCGGCCUGACGCGCCUCUGCAGCCAGAGGACGGCAAGACAGGCGCACCGGAGUUUUCGACGGCCACAUACGAUGAGCUCUAUGUGAACAUCCCACAUCAUUUGAUGGGUUUCACGGACAUGGCCAUCCGCGACGUGCAUGAGGCCAACCACCCCGGCGAACCUCUUCCCAUCUACCCGCACAGGAGGACGAUUGCCGAGUAUCUUAUCAGCUACUCCCAGGACGUACGGCAUUUGAUUCGGUUCAACACAAAGGUGGACAACGUGCGCCUUCUGCGGCGACCGAGAAAUUGGCAGAGAAUUGGGACCAACGGGGCGACCACCAGGGCGACCGACGAUUAUGUAGACAGCUGGGAGAUCCACUCGUCCGACACGCGCAGUGGGACUCCCACUGUUGAGACAUUCGACGCCGUGCUCGUGGCGCAAGGUCACUACGACAUCACGUAUGUGCCGGCCAUUGCUAACAUCGAGGCGUUUGACGAGGCCUACCCAGGUACGCUCACGCACUCCAAGCGAUACCGCAACCCGGCGCCGUUCCGCGGCAAAAAGGUCAUUGUGGUCGGCAGCUCGGCGUCGGGGCUGGACAUUUCGACCCAGAUCAAGACUGUCACCAAGGAACUGUACAUGUCCGUGAGGACGCCCGUGAUCUCCGACCUGUUCAAGAAGCUCACGGGGGCCGAGGAAGUACCUCCAAUCCAGGAGUUUCUUGUGGAAGAGCGCGGCGUGCGCUUGACCGACGGCCGUGUCCUGCGCGACAUUGACGCCGUCAUCUUCGGCACGGGCUACCUCUUUUCGCUGCCCUUCUUGCAGCAGGCCAAACCGACGGAAGCGGAGGCGCAGGACACGGUCAACGGGCUCGGUGCAAUGCUGUCCAAUGGUCGUCGCAUCCACCGGUUGUACGACGACAUGUUCCACAUCGACCACCCUACGCUGGCCUUUUUGUGCCUGCCAAUGAUGGUCGUGCCGUACUCGCUGACGCAGGCCCAGGCCGCUGUCGUGUCGCGCGUGUGGGCAAACACGCUGGACCUGCCGACCACCGAGGAGAUGAACGAGUGGGAGCGCGAGGCCGAAAAGGUGCGUGGGCCGACGUUCCACAAGUGGAAGCACAACGACGACGGCGUCUACAUUAACGCAUGCUACGAGCGCAUCAUGCACGGCCCGCAGAGUGCCACAGCACGUGCGGGUAAAGAGCCGCCGCACUGGGACGACCGUCUUGUCUGGAUGCGGGCGAUCACGUUGUUUGGCAAGGUCAAAUUUGAAGAGGGCGGCCAAAAGGCGACGUCGUUGCAAGAGCUUGGGUACGUCUACGAGGAAAAUUGGAAGGAGAAGCAAGCUGAAGCUGAAGCUGCAGCCGCGGCCGCGGCCGCGGCCACCAGCAUCGCAAAGGACAAUACGCUCGUGGCAGCCAACGUCGCAAAGGACGUGCCGACGGUGGCAAUCAACGUGACUGCACCUAUAGCCGCGGUGGCUGUGAGCGGUGCGUGA